Zalophus californianus (California sea lion) is the source of this 946-nucleotide messenger RNA. RefSeq names its product mitochondrial ribosomal protein L33 (gene MRPL33). Bases 372 to 692 code for a protein of 106 amino acids. The transcript is spliced from 5 exons. Gene Ontology annotation, biological process: translation. Gene Ontology annotation, cellular component: ribosome; mitochondrion. Gene Ontology annotation, molecular function: structural constituent of ribosome. The record is from RefSeq and is a predicted model, not a curated record. NCBI's taxonomy places the organism in Eukaryota, Metazoa, Chordata, Mammalia, Carnivora, Otariidae.
CUGUGUCCCUCAGCCUGCUCUGGGGCUCAGGUCACCUAGGGACACAAGCUCUGUCUCUGAUAGCCUCUAGCUUCUGGCUCAGCCCAGCGGGCAUCUAAUCCAAGCUGCUGUGGCCUUCCACAUGCUAGCGGCUCCCCACCUGGAUGGACAGCCUGCUGCUUCUGGUCAUGGGACCUAACAGAUGAGGUACCAGGGCUGUCCUCUGGUCAGCAGCAUCUGCCAGGGUGUCACAUCCAGGCCCAGGAGGUGGCCCAGCAGGCCUGGGACUAGAGGACUGGGGACAGGGAAGGGGACUCCAACCUCCAGCACAAAAGUAAAACGCCUAGCCUCUGAAGAACCCAAGACAGAGGGGACGUCGGGACUGGAGGCUUAUGCGGGGGGCGUGGCUUCAGGCAGCUACCGACGUCCUCUUCCGGAACAGGCCUGUGCCCCGGAAGCAGUUGUUUGCUGAGAGUCUUUGGUCCCGUUUAGGAGACUGCGUGGGUGUUGUCACCAUGUUCCUGUCCGCGGUCACUUUUGCCAAGAGCAAGUCAAAAACCAUUCUGGUGAAAAUGCUGAGCCAAGCUGGGACAGGUUACUCCUUCAACACUAAGAGAAGCCGACUACGGGAGAAACUGACUCUCUUGCAUUAUGAUCCCAUUGUGAAAGCAAAAGUCCUCUUUGUGGAACAGAAGAAAAUACGUUCCCUCUAAACAAUGGACUGAAAACGAAUUUGAUUUAUAAAUGAGAAUACUGAGGGUGGGAUACUGAUUCAGAAAUUCUGCAGCGUGUAAUAAAAGAAGAGGAAAUGGCACGGAAUCACUGCCUCCUGUGAUUUGAAGGCCAUUGUGAAGAAAAACAAUGUACUGAAAGAAAGUUCUUCAUAUUAGGACAUAUAUCAUUGCAUCACAUUUAUUUAUCUUUCUGGAUAUUUUUAUAGCCCUUAAUAAAAAAUAUUAAAAUAGCC